Messenger RNA from Ceraceosorus bombacis, 1463 nucleotides. NCBI's taxonomy places the organism in Eukaryota, Fungi, Basidiomycota, Exobasidiomycetes, Ceraceosorales, Ceraceosoraceae. The record is from the annotation of a GenBank genome assembly.
AUGAGUUACCCGUUCAAUAGCUCAUAUGCGGCUCAACAGAGUCCUUCGCCUUACCAAGGUGGAACAGGUUACGAGACCUACUCUUCAAGUCAAGGUGCAGCUCAAAGUGCAGCGGCACCCCAAGCGUACAGAUCAGCAAGCACUCACAAGCGGACAGACACUGGAUUCUCAUACAAUUCGGAUGGCGGGGAUGCGGUUGGGAAGAGCAGAUCUAGAGAGGCGGAAAAGGAUGCGGGUCAAGGAGCUUAUGGGCCCAGCUAUGCUUCUGGAACGGGAGGGGCUGCACUAUACGGCAGCAAGGGCAUCUUUACACAAGAGGACAGAGGUGCUUUUGGCGCCAGGAGCGUCCCUGUGCGAAUCUUUAGGUGAGAAUGGAAGACGUUACGCUUGCUCGCUCUUUGUUCUCGUCAUCUGAACUCCUGCGCCCGAAGAUCGAUUGGAUGCAUCAUCAUCUGGGCCAUACUCAUCAUCGUCUCGAUCGUGUGCCUGGUCGUCAUCGUAAGUCAGCUCUUGGUUGGGCAUUAUCCCUCGCACCCAAGCGUGCAUUGCAAUCUGAGUCCUUUUUCCGCAUUGCUUGAUGCAGUUUGCGCGGCCGCCGAAUGUGGCCAUUUCCGGCAUCAACCCUCCCAGCGCAGACGAUAUCUCCGUUCAGGCCUCGGGCGUGACGUUCAAUAGCUCCAUCAACUUUGCUGUAUCCAAUCCCAAUUCCAUCUCUGCCACCAUCACAAAGCUGACGGCGCAUGUAAGUGGUGUAUGCAGUGAGAACAUUGGCCUUUUCUGGGCUCAUAUGGCUUCAUUCCCAUCUACAUUGCGCAGGCAUACAACAAGGACGUCAACACCGACGUGGACGUCGGCAGAGGGACGAUCGAAAACAAAAAGAUCGAAGCGAAUUCCAACACCACCAUUCACUUUCCAUUCCAGCUCGCGUACGAUCUGACCAAGGACAGGAAUUCUGCCAUUAUCAAGGACGUCAUCUCCAAGUGUGGUUUGGGAGGAGGCGGUGGAAAUGGCCAGCUCGAGGUGAGUGGGUGUAGUGCGGAAAAGAAGAAUGAUGAUCUCUGCGCUGACACCUUUGACGCUCUCGGUUACAGUACACGCUCAAGGUGGAUGUCAGACUAUCGAUUCUGAGCGUCUCUAUUCCUUUUACCAUUACUCGCCCGCUAUCCUUCACUUGUCCUGCCAGCACCAUCUCCUCGGCUCUACAAAAUUUGGGUCUGGGUGACAUCAUCAACAGCUUGGGCGGCAGAGCUUGGAACUUGAGACGAGCAUUACCCGAGGAGGAAGAGUGGAGCGAAUCACGAAGCGUAGAAGAGAGGCUCGGAACGAGAGAGGAUAUUGUUAGGGUGACGCAGAUGCUGGGCGAAAGGGCUCGGGAUGCGUUUGAAGAAAGACAGAAAAGAGCGCAGCCGCUGACCAUCGAGUACCAAGCGAGCAGACAAGCGCUACAUCCCGAUGCUCUGUAG